CGGUCUGAAUGAUAUAAUUUUUUUGAAUAAAGUAUAAUUUUAUGUGAAUUAUUUAUAAAAUUUAACAUUAGCUAGAGUGAGUGGUCACUUGAGAUUGGGAGUUGAGGUGAAACUACUGGAGAAUAUGUUGAGCUUUAUUUCAGUUUCUUGUGUCGUAGCUUUGCUAGUCUGUGCAUGGGGAGUCUUGAAUUCGAUGUGGUUGAAACCAAGAAGGCUGGAAAAAUGCCUCAGAGCACAAGGUCUUAAUGGAAAUUCCUACAGACCAUUCUUUGGGGACUUGAAAGAGUUAGCAAUGAUGCUUGGGGAAGCCAAAUCCAAGCCAAUCAGUCUCUCUGAUGAUAUCGUGCCCAGAGUCAUACCUUUCCACGUCAAAACCAUCAACAAAUAUGGUAGCAAUACUUUUCUGUGGCUCGGGCCUAAACCUUCAGUUAUCAUCCGGGACCCUGAACUUCUCAGGGAGAUCUUCCUUAAGCAUAAUCUCUUCCCAAAGCAACAUUCCAAUCCACUUGGAAAAUUGCUGGCGAAAGGGCUACUAGACUCUGAGGGAGAUAAAUGGGCUAAAGAUCGGAAAAUAAUUAAUCCUGCUUUCAAUUUAGAGAAAAUCAAGCUUAUGCUGCCGGCUUUUCAUUCGAGUGCCAGUGAGAUGUUGAGGAAUUGGGAGGAAAAAUUUUCGCCAGAAGGAUCUUGUGAGCUGGAUGUUUGGCCUUAUCUUCAAACCCUAACUGGUGAUGUGAUUUCUCGCACAGCAUUUGGUAGUAAUUAUGAAGAAGGAAGGAAAAUUUUAGAACUUCAACAAGAACAGGUAGACCAUGUUGUGACAGCUGAAAGGUCAUUAUAUAUCCCUGGAAUGAGGUUUUUGCCAACGAAGAGAAACAGAAGAAUGAAGGAGAUUGAAAAAGUAGUUCAAGCAACAAUAAGGGACAUAAUUGAUAGGAGAGUGAAAGCAAUGAAAGCAGGGGAAGGAAGAAGGGACGACUUAUUGGGCAUACUGUUGGAAUCUAACUUUAAGGAGAUUGAUCAGUAUGGCAGCAAAGAUUUUGGUAUGAGCAUCAAAGAUAUAAUUGAAGAGUGCAAACUCUUCUAUUUUGGUGGGCAGGACACCACUUCAACCUUGCUGGUAUGGACCUUAAUUUUACUGAGCAAGCAUCAAGACUGGCAGUCAGUCGCUAGGGAAGAGGUUUUGCAAGCGUUUGGAAGAGAGGAGAUAGAUUUUGAUCGCCUCAGUCGCCUCAAAACUAUGACAAUGAUCUUGAAUGAGGUUCUAAGAUUGUAUCCACCAGUGGUUGUGCUUGCUAGAAGGCUUCAUGAAGAAACUAAAGUAGGAAAAUUUUCCUUGCCUGCUGGGGUGCUACUCAAUCUGCAAUUAAUGCUGUUGAAUCAUGACUGUGAAGUAUGGGGUAAUGAUGCAAAAGAGUUCAAACCAGAGAGAUUUAGUGAAGGAGUGUCAAAUGCAACAAAGGGCCAGGUUUCAUUUUUCCCAUUCGGUUGGGGACCUCGAAUAUGUAUUGGACAAAACUUUGCCAUGGUAGAAGCAAAAUUGGUGAUGGCAAUGAUUCUUCGAAACUUCUCCUUUGAACUCUCCCCAUCUUAUACUCAUGCUCCUCACGCGAUAGCCACACUCCAACCUCAGCAUGGUGCUCAUUUAGUCAUGCACAAAUUGUAGUAUGGUGAACAUGAAGGUUCUUGUUGCAGAAGAUAAUCAGUAGUGUAUCAAUAGAACUUGAGAAUUCAAGUACCAUAAGAAAAUUUGGAUCUUCAGCUUCUGAAUCUUGUCAUUUGCUUGAAAUGCUGAUGCUUUUUUAGCAGUGGCAGACAAAGAGUUUAUGAUUUA
Coffea eugenioides is the source of this 1831-nucleotide messenger RNA. Its product is annotated as cytochrome P450 CYP72A219-like. Gene Ontology annotation, molecular function: heme binding; oxidoreductase activity, acting on paired donors, with incorporation or reduction of molecular oxygen; monooxygenase activity. The transcript has 5 exons. The coding region runs from base 125 to 1663 and encodes 512 amino acids. The record is from RefSeq and is a predicted model, not a curated record. Lineage: Eukaryota; Viridiplantae; Streptophyta; Magnoliopsida; Gentianales; Rubiaceae.